This is a messenger RNA of Mytilus trossulus (common blue mussel), 5161 nucleotides long. RefSeq names its product importin subunit beta-1-like. The transcript has 24 exons. NCBI's taxonomy places the organism in Eukaryota, Metazoa, Mollusca, Bivalvia, Mytilida, Mytilidae. Gene Ontology annotation, biological process: protein import into nucleus. Gene Ontology annotation, cellular component: nucleus; cytoplasm. The record is from RefSeq and is a predicted model, not a curated record. The coding region runs from base 166 to 2817 and encodes 883 amino acids. Gene Ontology annotation, molecular function: nuclear import signal receptor activity; small GTPase binding.
AAACAAGCCUUUUAAAAUACCUCGGCUGACUUCUGCCGGCAAACCUUCUCUUCGCCAUCUUGGAUUAUCACGCUUCCCACAUGGGAACUGGCUGACCGGCCAAUUUAAAGAAAUUUCAGGAACGAGCAGAAUAUAUAAACACAUUUUUACACUGUAGACAUCAAGAUGGACCUUGUUAGCAUUUUAGAGAAAACAAUUUCGCCUGAUCAAAAUGAGUUGGAAGCUGCCCAAAGAUUUCUGGAAGAAGCAUCUCAAAAUAAUUUGCAAGAACUAUUGAAAACUUUGUCUGACAUUCUACGAAAUGGAGCUAACAGUGCUGUGGUCCGAAUGCAGGCUGGUCUUCAGCUUAAAAACGCAUUGUAUUCCAAAGAUCAAACCAUACGACAAGAACAUCAACAAAGAUGGCUGACUUUUCCUGAGGAAAUCCGCAACUACAUCAAACAAAAUGUCCUGUUAGCAUUGGGCACAGAAACCAUCCGUCCAAGUUCUGCUGCACAGUGUGUGGCGUACAUAGCCUGUACAGAGUUGCCUCAUGGUCUGUGGCCUGACCUCAUUGCCGCACUGACCACCAAUGUGACUAAUCCUGAGAGUACAGAAAUGAUGAAAGAAUCAACACUAGAGACCAUUGGUUAUAUCUGUAUGGAUAUUGACCCAGAGAUACUACAAACACAGUCCAAUGAAAUUCUUACAGCUAUUGUACAUGGAAUGAAGAAAGAAGAAACCAGUAAUUAUGUCAGACUGGCGGCCACAAAUGCUUUACUUAAUUCCCUGGAGUUUACAAAGGCAAACUUUGACAAAGAGACAGAAAGACAUUUCAUCAUGCAGGUGGUAUGUGAAGCUACGCAGUCGACAGAGACCAGAAUAAGUGGAGUACGUGUAGCUGCUCUACAGUGUCUGGUGAAAAUAAUGUCAUUAUAUUAUACCUAUAUGGAACAUUAUAUGGGACCUGCUUUAUUUGCAAUAACAAUGGAAGCCAUGAAAUCAGAUGUAGAUGAAAUAGCAUUGCAAGGAAUUGAAUUCUGGUCAACUGUGUGUGAUGAAGAAGUUGAUCUAGCUAUAGAAUUGUCUGAAGCCGCAGAACAAGGUAGACCACCAGAACGAACAAGUAGAUUCUAUGCCAAAGGAGCUCUCCAGUACCUGUGUCCAAUUCUACUCGUCUGUUUGACGAAACAGGUAACCGGGCAUGAAGAACUAGAUGAUGAUGAUGAGUGGAAUCCCUGUAAAGCUGCCGGUGUUUGUCUCAUGUUAAUGGCCACAUGUUGUGAAGAUGAUGUUGUACCACAUGUUUUACCUUUCGUCCAAAAACACAUCCGUGAUCAAGAUUGGAGAUAUCGAGAUGCAGCUGUAAUGGCUUUUGGUUCAGUUUUAGAAGGACCAGAUCCACAGAAAUUAAAACCGAUUGUAGAACAGGCAAUGCCAAUGUUAAUAGAAUUGUUAAAAGACUCUAGUGUUGUAGUGCGUGAUACAGCAGCGUGGACUGUUGGACGUGUUUGUGAACUAUUACCUGAUUCUGUGAUUGAUGAAAAGACAUUAAAUCCAUUAUUAAUUGCCUUAGUAGAAGGAUUAACAGCCGAGCCAAGAGUUGCCAGUAAUGUAUGCUGGGCUUUCUCUAGCUUAGCUGAAGCAGCUUAUGACAACGCAGAAACUACAGACGAGAAUGCUGAACCAAACACCUACUGUUUAUCUAGUUAUUUUGAAUCUGUUGUUGAUAAGUUAUUACAGACUACAGACAGAGCGGAUGGUAACCAGCAUAAUUUAAGAAAUGCAGCCUAUGAAGCUCUGAUGGAAAUGGUGAAAAAUAGUCCUAAGGAUUGUUAUGCAAUAGUACAGAAAACUACAUUAAUUAUAUUAGAAAAGUUAGAUAGAGUUCUACAAAUGGAGAAUAUUAUGAUGGCAUCAGAUAAAGCUCAGUACAAUGAUUUACAGUCCCUCCUGUGUGCAACUUUACAGAGUGUGUUAAGAAAAGUAACUCCAGAAGAUGCACCUAAGAUAUCCGACCAAGUUAUGAGUGCUUUGUUACGAAUGUUGAGUAGUUCUGCCCAAAUAAAAACAGGCGGGGUACAAGAAGAUGUUCUUUUGGCUAUAUCUACGUUAGUUGAAGUUCUUGGUGAAAAUUUCUUGAAUUACAUGGAGGCAUUUAAACCAUACUUGGGUGUCAGUUUAAAAAACUUUGAAGAAUAUACAGUGUGUUUAGCUGCUGUUGGUUUAGUAGGAGAUUUAUGUAGAGCUUUAGGUCAGAAAGUACUACCUUACUGUGAUGAGAUUAUGAUGAUGUUGUUAGAAAAUUUAGGUAAUUCCACAGUCCAUCGAUCAGUAAAACCACAGAUUUUAUCAGUAUUUGGUGAUAUAGCAUUAGCCAUUGGUCCAUACUUCAAAAACUAUUUAGAAUAUGUUUUAAAUACACUACAGCAAGCUUCUCAAGCUCAGGUGGAUAAGACUGAUUAUGAUAUGAUAGAUUAUUUAAAUGAAUUACGUGGUGGGUGUUUAGAGGCAUACACGGGAAUAGUCCAGGGAUUAAAAGGUGAAGGAGAUCAACCAAAUGCUGAUGUAAAUUUAAUACAGCCCCAUGUAGGACAUAUAAUGUCGUUUAUGGAACACAUAGCAUUAGAUGAAGACCAUAGCGAUGAAAAUGUAGCAGCUGCAUGUGGUUUGAUAGGUGACCUCUGUACAGCUUUUGGUGCUAGUAUGUUACCAUUGGUCGAUAAAGAACCAAUCACAGGACUUAUUUCUAAAGGUAGAAGAGGAAAAGCCAGUAAAUCUAGAACAUUAGCCACGUGGGCCACAAAAGAAAUUCGCAAAUUAAAAAAUGCUUCCUGAUAAAGAGCCAGAUCUGAGAUUUUAGGAACAAAUUAGUGUGGGACUUGUGUAUAACCAUUGUCCUGCAUGCACAGAACUCGUGUUUUUUUCGAGUUAUGUGAGAGGUGUGAGAGAGAGUGUACGAUUCCGUCUCCAUAGUGACACUAUUGAAGUGCUAAUUAUUGACCUGAGAUAUAAAUAAUCAUGAUGUAAUCACAUUCUAUUUAUAGACAUUGUUCAACAAUGAGAGAGUGUGUUAUCUUGCCGUGUUGCCAUUGGAAAUGAAAUCAAAGAGAGGCAGGUCUUGAUCUUCUUUGCAGUGUUUUUUUGAAUUGAUGAAAUAGUUAAUAGAUUAUAACAACAGCAUGUGCCUGUAGAAAAAUGCCAAAUAAUUUUGUAGAGUUGAAAAUAUAUUGAAGUUGAGCUUACACGAGUAAAACACCAUAUUUAAAUAUUUUUUUAUGUAACAAACAAAAAUUAAAUGCAAGAUGAACCUGUUGGAUGAAGGUUUACACCAUUAGCUCUAUAUAUUGAUGCAAUUUCUGGAGGAAACUGGCUUGUGUUAACAAAUUAUCUUCUGAUAGUGACCAAGGUUUGCCAGAUACCAAAUGAACAAUGCAUCUUGAUUUGAAUAACUAUUUAAACCGUUAUGGCUAUGGUAGAAAUUGUCUUGUAACCUGAAUCUCUUGGCUAUCAAAUACUUGUUGAUUUAAUAAGUUACUCAGAUAUUAGCAGGUUUCAGCUCAAUUUCCAAUUUUAAAUGUUAUAUAUGGUAAAUUAUCUUCUGUGUUAACCUAGAAAAAUCUGCUGUGAAUUUGAACAAGAGUUGCCUCUCUUUUGAUUUCCCUUCAACAUGUGUCCUACUGACUCAUAUAAUUAGAGCAUUCCAUCAUUACAAGCUAGUGUGGAGGCGUGAAGAACACGAGACGUUCGAGAGAUGAAAUAUUCUGCACAAUACAUUGUAGCGCGAGGCAGAUGUUUCUCCAGGAGGAUGUACGGGAGUUGGUCUAUCGAGCAACAAUCUAAAUACACCAUGGACAGUUUCCUAUUUGUUUCCUGGACAUUUCUAAGUCUUUCUAAUCGCCCAUGGUUGUUGAAAGAUCGUUGACUCGUAGACAAUGAGAGAUCUAGAAAUCUUCAUCAGCUUUGAAGCAUGACGCAAAUAAAUAUUUCAAAGGACAACAUUUAAUAUGUGGAUCUGAAAUAUUGUAAUCAUUUACAAAAUGAUCGUAGAAGUAGCUGCUAUAAGUGUUCAUGUCUUCAGAACUGAAUAUUUGUGUAAGAAACACCUCAUUCAGAUGUUAUUUUCAUUUUUUCCAAGUAUUUCAUAAAAAUUGAAAUUUUUGCUCAUAUUUCGGCCAGUUUUUGUAAAUUUGGGAAAUUAAUCUGCAAUCUGGUAAAUAUGUGUAAUGUUUAUCUUGAGCAACAUUUUUUUUUUAUGGGAAAACCAUUUAAAAUGAAGUUAUUUAUUUAGCCUAUAAUAUAAACUUGGAAAAUAGUGUCAUCUGAAUCUGGUGUUUUGUUAUUAUUUGAGAUAGUUUUUGUUACAAAAAUUUCAGUUGUUCUGACUGCUUUUAACAAUAGUUUCUGUAGUUCCUUCUACCAUGUCUACUGAUUGUACAUUUUCUACUGUAUUGCAAGGUUUGGUAUAAAAAUGCUAAUUCUUGAUUUUUAGUUCAUUUCAAAAAGUUAAUUUUAGAUGAAUAGACUUUUCUGAAGGAAUAUUUAUUCCUUUUUAUUUAAAAAAAAAAAAACAUCGUGAAGGGAAGACUUCACUAUCCUUCAGAAAAAAAACUGUUUUGGAAAUGGAAGUGCCAAUAUUUUACAAAACAAAAAUUUCGAAAUAUUGUUUACGCAAACUUGUGAUAAUAUAAAGUGCUAGAUAUUUUUUUACUUUUAAUGUGCUAUAAUCAAAUUUAAGUGUAUAAGUGCUAUACAGAAGUGCUAUAACUGUUACUGAAAUAUACAUGAUAUGAGGUUUCAUUUCAGGAAUACAAGUCAAUAAGAGACAUUUUAAGUCGUCAGUUAAAAGUACUGUUUCUGAAAAAUGUAUUUAGUUAUGAAUUUGGCCCAAUUGAUUAUGUAUGGCUUUCUUUCUACAUAGACAAUAAUUUGUACUUUUGGGCCUAAGAUGCAUAACAAAUCAGAAAUUCACCAAAUAGUGAGAUAUAUACUAUGUCUUUCAUUUGUAAAAAUUCCUAGAUAUUCUUUGUUUUUAAAGGCAUGUUUUGUGUAUUCUUGAAAAUGCAUUGUUACUUUUCCUUUUGGAAGCCACAUGUUAUUUAAAAAUGUGAAUAUGUGAACUUACUUAAAUAUUUGAGAAAGUAUAAAUAAAUUAAAUUUCUAAAUGCAUGAAUUAUGAUAA